ACAAGCACACAUGGCAGUAGGACUAGGACAGAAAAUCAUGGCAAUGAUCGGUCGGGGUGGGGGGAGGCAAGAACAAUGAAGGCUGGUUCAUAGCACUCCUGGGGUGGACAAGAAAAAUGGUGGCGGUGGGAUGUGAGUCAUGCUGCAGUGGGCAUCCAGUGAACAACAGAGUUCAGGACUGAUAAGGUAAAAAGUACCUUCAGGGGGUACUUUUGUGCAGGUCAGGAAGCUGGAGGAACAAUCAGCAGCAGCAAUUGCAGAAUGCAGCAGUCCAGGAAUGUAGGCCAGUAAUGCAAUGAAAAGGAGAUGCAGAACUCUCACAAGCAGCUCACACGUAGAGCAGGGCAAACUUCAAAAAGAAACCCAGGACAAACUUCAAAAAUCACAAAACAUGAAAGACUACUAGACAGAAUACAACACACAUGAUUCAGGAGCCCAGUGGGAUCGGCAGUUCUGCAAGGCAGCCACACGCUUGAUGGUUUCUGUUCUGAAUCAAACAGCCCCAGCAACAGCAGAAACCAGGCCCAUCACCUCUUUGACCUUGGAGAGCAGUGCCAAUUACCCAUAGAACCUCACUUUAUUACUCUGGAAUGCCAGGCUGGUCCAAAAUAUGUCUGAGAUCAUUCAUGACUUGAUUAUGGAUGAAGAAGCCAACUUGAUUGAAAGCCAUGGAAGAGAGUCUUAGCGGUCAGGGCGAGCUGCCUGUGGUGGUUCCUGACGAUGCAGCAGUUCCAGGGGCUCUGCAGCAGGAGGAGUUUUCGGCAGCAGGGGAGAUGUCAUCGGUUACUCAGCCGGGUGAGCUUGGACCUUUUGCACCACACGGUGGUACCGGCCAGUGGCCGUGGUUUCCCUGGCUGAUACCAGCUGCUGGGGGUUGGGGCUCUGCCCCGUGGGGGAUCACACAUACAUACCCAGGGGGGUUGAUGGGUCCUAUGCCAGGAGUGGGACCUAAUACUCAGGGGGUGGCUGAGCAGGUGUGGCAAGGAGUCGUGCCUGCCUCCGGUGGACUCGGGAUGACGCCCAUGCAGGCUGCAGGUUGGUAUCCCAGGGGGGUUCUGCCUACACCUCAACAUUCUCCGUAUGGGGCAGUGGGGUUGCCUUUAGGUGAUCACCUUUUACCAGCCACUAAGGAAAAGAUUUUAAAGGGGGAAUACGUUGACAUAUUCUCCUUGUUAUUUAGAGAGCCAGAGGUGAAACAUAAGGAGGGUGAGUCGUGUAAAGACCACGCUGUGACGAAGCGUAAGCCAGUUGAGAAGUCGUGGAACAACUGGCUUUCGGGUUUUACGAUCUAUAUGGGGGUGGUUAUUCCAGCACAGCCGGCCAGAGCCCUGGCAUUAGUAAAGUAUAUGGACAUUAUUCAUCGUGCUGUGUCGGAUUUUGCUGGCAAUGCUUGGGUGCGAUAUGAUGAGAAUUUUAGGAUGCGUGCCGCGUUGGAUCCAUCCAUGCCAUGGGAUGCGCCUCAUUUGGAGCUAUGGGUUCUCAUCAUGUCACCGACGCGACCGGUGGAUGGUGAUAGAUCGGACAGCGGGCAUCUGUUAUCCAAAGCUGUGGCCCUGUUUUCUCCCGCCAUAGCGGGCCAGCCGUAGGUUCAACCCCAGGCGGUUUGCUGGGAGUACAAUCGCAGUGGCCGCUGUGGAAGACAGGCCUGUAGGUUUAGGCACGGGUGUAGCCUCUGUGGUGCCAAGCACCUGUGCUCUGCCUGCCCCAGGGCUCGGGGCUUUGGGGUGGGUGGCAAGCCAAAGUUCGAUGGGAGUAAAAAGGGGGGCCCUCCUGGACCCCCUUUGGGUAAAGGGGCCCAGCCCAAUUAAAUUGGAUGUUUUAGAGCAGCUGUUACUGGGUUACCCUAAUCAGGGGGCCGCUGCCUUGUUGAAUUCUGGGUUUAAGGAAGGUUUUAGGAUUCCUUCGUUAUCUCAUAGGGUGGCCUUCAUGGCCGAUAACCUUAAAUCUGUUAGAGGGAUGGAGUUGGUAGUGGCCAGGAAGAUAGGUAAGGAAGUGGCGGCCGGGAGAGUGACCGGUCCUUUUGAUCAUCCUCCUUUUGAUAAUUUGAGGGUUUCCCCGUUGGGGGUUGUCCCAAAGAAGGCCCCAGGUGAGUACCGUCUUAUAGAUCACCUGUCCUAUCCUAGAGGGGGGUCAGUUAAUGAUGGGAUCCCAGAGCAUUUGUGUUCAGUUCAUUAUACCUCCUUUGAUGCGGCUGUUCACAUGGUAAGGAGUCAAGGGGUUGGGGCGUUAAUGGCAAAGUGUGACAUAGAAUCCGCCUUUCGAUUGUUACCCGUUCAUCCCAAUGAUUUUGACCUACUGGGGUUUUCCUUUGCGGGUCAAUAUUAUUUUGACCGGGCUCUGCCCAUGGGCUGUUCCAUCUCGUGUGCAGCCUUUGAGGCUUUUAGCACCUUUUUGGAAUGGGCUAUCAGGGAAAGGUCGGGUUCUAGGGCCACAGCUCACUAUUUAGACGAUUUUCUUUUUUCUGGAAGUGCUUAUUCUAAUGAAUGCCACUUCCUGCUUCAGAGUUUUAUUCAGUUGGCCAACGAGCUGGGUGUCCCGUUGGCCCGGGGGAAGACUGAGGGCCCCGUUGCUAAGUUAUCCUUUUUGGGUAUCGAGUUGGACACGGUUGUCGGUUGUUCACGUCUCCCAUUGGAGAAGUUGGCAACACUGCGGGGCCUUAUUGGGGCCAUGCAGGCAGCGCGUAAAGUUUCCCUUAAGGAGCUGCAGGUGGUUGUGGGUCAUUUGAAUUUCGCCUGCAGGGUGGUGGUACCCGGGAGGGAAUUUCUGAGGCGCCUUUGCGACCUGAUGUCCGGUUUGCGGGCUCCUCACCAUAGGGUGAGGCUUACGGAGGGGGUUAGGGCAGACUUGGCAGUCUGGGGCACAUUUUUACAGCAAUUUAAUGGUGUUUCAUUCUGGAGGGCGGAGCAGCUAGUUGAAGCGGAGCUGCAGGUCCAUUCGGACGCGGCUGGGGGAGCGGGGUUUGGCAUUUAUUUUCGUAGGCGCUGGUGUUAUGGGCGUUGGCCAGAUGGUUGGGAGAGGGCCGGUAUUACUAGGGACCUUACCUUUUUGGAAUUGUUCCCCAUUGUGGUAGCAGUGCACCUUUGGGCUGGGGAGUUCUCUAACUCCACAGUUCAGUUUUGGUGCGACAAUCAGGCAGUAGUGCAGGUUGUUAAUUCCCAGACAUCACGGUCCCCUCGGGUCAUGGGCUUAGUUAGAACUUUUGUUUUGCAGUGUUUACGUGCCAACAUUUUAUUUGUGGCGUGACAUGUUCCCGGGCUUCAGAAUGACGUCGCUGAUGCCCUGUCUCGGUUUCAGUUGGACAGGUUUCGGGAACUGGCGCCAGAGGCUAUGCGGGACCCGGAGGUCAUGCCGGAAGCCCUGUGGCGGCUUGGCGCGUAGCUGCGCGGCAGGCCAUUGAUGCCUCAUUGGCGCCCAGUACCAGGGUUAGUUAUCAGGCGAAGGUAGGGGCAUUCUCAACAUUCAGAAGACAAGAGGGCCUUGUGGAAACAUGGCCCGUGUCUGUGGAACACGUUAUGCAGUUCCUGGUGUCUCUUUUUAGGGCAGGUAAGGCGGUCUCGACCAUGGGGGGCUAUGUCUCCGCUCUGGCCUUUGAGGCUCAGGUGCGGGGUGUUCAGGACACUACAGGUGAUCCUAGGGUUAAAUGCAUGCUUGAGGGGUGGGCGCGGCAGCAGCCCAGGGGCCCGGAUAAAAGAAGGCCACUGACCUUGGAUGUGGUGGCGACGCUGGUUCGCCAUUUACCUGGCUGUUGCUCUUCUCCUUGGGAAGCCACGUUAAUGAAGGCUGCCUCGUUAGUCUACUUUUGGGGGGCUUUUAGACCCAGCGAAGUUUUGCCACGGGGCAGGCAUUCGCCUGCGGGGCGUUGCCUACAGUUUGGGGAUAUGGCAUUUGAGGGUAGGGGAGUCACGUUGCUACUCCGUAGCUCCAAGACUGAUCAGAAGGGGAAGGGGCAGGUGAUUAAGCUCCAUGCUGCCUCGGACCCGGGGAUGUGUCCGGUGCUGGCCUUACGGCAGUAUGUGGCAGGCGGACCCAAGGCAUCUGGGUGUUUAUUUGUCCAUGAGAGGGGGGAUCCUUUAACCCAGUAUCAGCUAUGGGCUGUCCUAAGGAAGGCUAUGGCUUGUGCUGGUGUGUCGGAAUUGGGGUUUAGCCUGCACUCAUUUAGAAUUGGGGUGGCUACUAUGGCCAGUGGCCUUGGUUUGGAGGCAAGGGAUGUGCAGAGGAUUGGACGGUGGAAGUCUGAUGCGUUUUUACGCUAUGUGCACUAAGGCGACGCAGUUGCGGUGUUUGUUACCUGUUUAUUCUUUUGACAGGUGCUGGCGGGGCAGCAGCUCUGGGGAGAGGUGCUGGCGGGGCAGCGGCUCCUGCGAGAGUACUCCUGUGUGGCCAUUCCUUGGUGUUUUGGGCAUACAAGAGGGCCAGCGCCUCACGUUUUGGGACCCAACUCGGUCUGGGACAGCAGUCCAAGUUGUCAUGGUUGGGUAUGCGGGGGAUGCUUUGGGGGCAAUUACUCCCAACUCUGUUAGAUUAUAUUGAUAGGUGUUCAUGUCCGGAUAUUUUGGUCAUGCAUUUGGGUGAGAAUGACUUGGGCAAGCGACCAGGACUCUCCAUCAUUUAGCAAGCCUCUUCUGAUUUUGGGUCCCUGCAAAGUAGAUUUCCAGGGAUGGGGAUUGUGUGGGUUGAGUGGCUCCAGCGCAGAGUUGGGCGCGGGGUGCACUCGCUAAGGGGGGUUGAACGAGCUCGGCGUAAGGCGUCUAAGGCUAUUGGCCAGCUCGUUCUUAAUGACGGGGGUUGGGUGUUGGCACAGCCAGGCCUGUCGGCCUCCUUGCCUCACCUGUUUAGGCCUGACGGGGUACACCUGUCCAUUCAGGGCUGUGAUUUGUACCUCUCCAAUAUUCAGAGGGGGCUUGGGGAAGUUGUUGGGGAGUGGUGGGGCAGGAAGGCCAAGCUAGGCUGACCUCCCUGUGUGGCAGGGACAGUGCGGGUUGGGUGAGAAAUAGUUGGGUUUAAGUUUGGUGAGCACCCUUGGGACGAGUUAACUGGUGAUUGGUCAGUCGCUCCUUUGUGGCUUGUGUGGCCCAGGGAGGACAACUUGCCAUGAACUGGCUUCAGGACUUUGCAGAUCCUUGGGCUGCACGGCCCGGGGUGUGCAAAGCCUAGAAGGUUCCAGACCCUUGAUUGGGGUUGGUUGAAAGGAGACGGAUCAGGCCAGCGCCUGAUGCUCUCCUGAGCCAGGGUGUGUCGCCCAAGCAUGGUCAGGGGUGGACUCGGGGUCCAAACCUGGCCAAUGCUAGGCCCCGCACUGUCUGGGUGAUUGAACAUCACUGUCUGGUUCGCUUGCUCAUAGUUGAUUCUUUCAAUAAAGUUAUGACCAAUUCACCCAACAAAUUGUGUCGGUGUCGUCUUUGCCUGGGGUCUGGGGACAAUGCCCCUCCUCUGGCCUCGUUGCCUGGGGAGGGCUAUUUGUCCCAGCCCCUGCAACAGGCAAAAGAGACGCCUGAUUGGCUAUCGGGCCGGAGGGGCGGGGCUUGACGGCCGUUAUCGGCGUCUCCCCGCCCUUGCUCUUCAGUUCGGCCCAAGUUUUUCCCACCCUCCCACCCUGGUAGCAGAGCGGGCCUAGCGGCUGGUCGCCCUGUUGGGGGCUGAGUAGGAAUUUUUUGCUUCCAACAGAUUGGCAUUGGUUGGGGGUUUUUUCGCCUACUCGGUUCUGUUGCGUUAAGGGUGUAGUUAUUUAGGCAGGUCAUGACAGGCAGGGACAGUGCGGGUUGGGUGAGAAAUAGUUGGGUUUAAGUUUGGUGAGCACUCUUGGGAUGAGUUAACUGGUGAUUGGUCAGUCGCUCCUUUGUGGCUUGUGCGGCCCAGGGAGGACGACUUGCCAUGAACCGGCUUCAGGACUUUGCAGAUCCUUGGGCUGCGCGGCCCGGGCUGUGCAAAGCCUAGAAGGUUCCAGACCCUUGAUUGGGGUUGGUUGAAAGGAGACGGAUCAGGCCGGUGCCUGAUGCUCUCCUGAUCCAGGGUGUGUCACCCAAGCAUGGUCAGGGGUGGACUCGGGGUCCAAACCUGGCCAAUGCUAGGCCCCGCACUGUCUGGGUGAUUGAACAUCACUGUCUGGUUCGCUUGCUCAUAGUUGAUUCUUUCAAUAAAGUUAUGACCA
Messenger RNA from Hemicordylus capensis (graceful crag lizard), 6148 nucleotides. RefSeq lists its product as uncharacterized. NCBI's taxonomy places the organism in Eukaryota, Metazoa, Chordata, Lepidosauria, Squamata, Cordylidae. The transcript has 5 exons. The record is from RefSeq and is a predicted model, not a curated record. The coding region runs from base 1747 to 3243 and encodes 498 amino acids.